AUGGACGUUAUUGAGUCUUUGCCAUUGGAUGACAGUGUCGCUGAUGAAUUAAGAUAUAUUGACGAAGGUGGUUUAUCUAAUGAAUCAUUUGACAAAGAUCAUAUUGAAGAAACAGCAGUUCCACUAAUUCCGAGACAAAGUCAAGAAUCCGCUAUAAUAAACCAAAUAAAAUGGCCAAGAGCUUCACCUAUUCCCAUCAAUGAAUUUACACACUCCGGUUAUAUUCCACAAGCAUUCCCCCAUUUGUUCCCAAACGGUGCUGCAGAUUUCCUUGACCUAACUAGGAACAUCAAGGUUUCAUUUCGAGAGUGGUGUGAGUUUCUUAUGAGAUAUGAAGACAAACGAUUUUCUCAAGAUCCUCGAUUCCGAUUUUUCUGCUUGAAUACGAUGCAAAGACACGAUGCCUGUCGACAGAGUGCUAUAUUCGCAAAAAAAAAUGACUUUUGUGGUAAUAUAGCACAGUUAGAAGUGGAAGUAGCUAGAAACCCGUCAAUAAUAAAACGUUUGCUGACAUGGGGUUCCAAAAUCCGUGGCACUUCAUCAUUUUGGUACCAACGACGUUUAGAGCUUCAGUCAAUGGUUAAUCAGCUGGGCGUACCAACAUUGUUUCUUACGUUAAGUGCAGCAGACCUUUGGUGGAGUUGUCUGGCGAGGCAUUUUGGUAUAUCUGUUGAAGAAUUAAAUUUACUUACCGAGAAGCAAGCAAGCCAAGUUAUGCAAGAAAAACUUAGUGAAAACCCACUUAUUGCAGACGAGUACUUUUCAAAGCGUGUUUGCAUUUUUAUGGACAUAUUGAAGGAAAAGUUAAAGAUAACAGAUUUUUGGUGGCGUUUUGAAUACCAACACCGCGGUAGUCCUCACGUUCAUGCUGUUCUUUGGCUUGAAAAUGCGCCUGAUGUCCGUACAUUCGAUACUGCAUCAAUUGAUGAUUUAGCAGUUCAUAAGGCAUAUUAUGACACUAUCGUGUCAGCUUACAACCCUGGAAUAGACGCACCAAGAGCUGAAAAGCAUCCUUCAAGUGUUUGGGCAACUGAUAUAGUUCUGGGAGAUCCAAUACAUUUUGCACAACUAUUGAACAGAGUGCAGCGACACACUCAACACAGUGUUUACUGUCUAAAAGAUCCCUCACAUCCACAAGAAUGUCGCUUUAAAUUUCCAAAACCAAAAUUGUUGGACUCUACAUUGUCAAGAGACGAACAAGGAGUUUGGCAAUAUAAAUCAAAGCGUAAUGAUGAACUCUUGAAUGACCACAACCCCUUUGUGUCCCAACUGUGGCGAGCAAACACUGAUUGCAAGAUCAUAGCAUCUGAACACGCUAUUGUAAACUAUAUAUCGAAAUAUGCGACAAAAGGAGAACCCCAGUCACAAGAUUUUCAAACACUUUUCAAAGAAAUCAUGACUAGCUGUACACCCAAUGAUCACGCAAAAAAGGCAUUCACCAAAAUGUUAACUAAAGUGAUAGGUCAACGAGAUAUUUCAGCAUGCGAAGUCAUGCAUCUCCUCACGGGCGAUCCUCUGUACCAUUCCAGUAGGCAGUUUGUAAAGCUAUACAUUUCUACUGAUGACUAUGUUGCUGUGGCAAAUACAAGUACAGAUACAGAUGAGUUUAUACAAACUUCUAUCAUGGAUCACUAUGCUAUGAGAUCAGCAACACUUGAGCCAAUGACGUUAUGCGAGUUUGCCACAAAGCACAAGAUUGUUCGUGGUAGGCUUAUCAACCACAGAAAAUCACGUGUCCUUCAGCUUCGUCCGGUAGUAAAACCUGGAAUAAAUGAAGAAAAUGAUGAAAUUUACUACAAGCAAAAAUUACUGAUGCACAUUGCAUGGCGAAACUGCGAAGCUUUAAAGACACACACAACAUGGAAAGAAUCCUUUACUUCACGGAACCUUUCAUUGUGGGAACUACCAGAAAUUGAAGACAUCGAUACUGACCACGUAGUACUACCAGAAGAAGACCACCAUGACUGGCAGGAGUUGGCAAGAACACUUCCCAACCAAGCACCUCAGGAUGUGAUACUAGGUUACCGUGAUAUGGAUCGAGAGUACAAUGGGUUUGGCACUUAUGACAAAUAUCCUGGACUAGAAGAGAACUUAGAUUUCAUACAGAAACAGAAAGAAAUACAAGUAAAUAUUACAAACGAUCAUUCUAAUAAUGUGUUAUCGCCUAAUGAGGGUCAACAGAAAAUACUGGACCACCUAGCACAGCAACUAGCGAAUGAAUCAAGUGAAAAGCUUACACUCGUGCAAGGGGGGGCUGGAACCGGAAAGUCAUUUAUUAUAAAUAAAAUGGUACAUAUGAUUGAAUCCCUGUAUGGUAGCUCAAGUGUUAUUUUGAUGGCGCCAACAGGUGUGGCUGCCAAUAAUAUAAACGGACAAACAAUACACAACGCACUACAUAUAGUCCAAACACGAGGUGGUACUGUUUCCGAUCUUACAGGUAAGGCGGAGCGCCAAUUACAGGAAGAUUUCCGUACUGUCAAAGUAAUUAUUUGCGAUGAGAUGUCAAUGGUUGGCACUCGAAUGCUCUCCAUGAUAGACAAACGUCUGCGUCAAGCAUUCACUAAUCGUCAAGAAUUACCUUUUGGUGGUUGUAUUGUCUACUUUUUUGGUGAUUUCAACCAGUUGCCACCAGUUCUGGAUCGCACAUUACUAGCUCCAGCAGACCCAAGAAAAGUUUCUUCAAUUGAAGGAAGAUUUCUUUUUGAGCAGUUCAAAACAGUAUUUGAGUUGAAGCAGGUGAUGCGUCAAAUUGGAGAUGAUCAGAACUGUUUCAGAGAAACUUUAAAGCGUAUGGCUCUAGGCCAAUUAACUCUAUCUGACUAUGAAUUGCUUAAAACACGAUUUUCAUCAAACAACGUUGCUACAGUAAAAAGUUUCACAAGCGCAAUUCGAAUAAAAGCAAGGAACGACGCCGUACAUCAAUACAAUCAACUCAUGUUACGGUCUUCAAACAAGCCUGUUGCUUUAAUAAAAGCAAAACAUAACAACUUAACAGCAUGUGGUGCAUCAGAGGAUGAAGCCCAAGGACUACAAGCAACUCUGCAGCUAUCUCAAGGUUGUCGCGUAAUACUACGCCAAAACAUCUGGACCUCCCAAGGCUUGUGCAACGGCAGUCUGGGGAAUGUUGUUGAUAUUGUCUAUGGACCGAAUAGAUCGAUGGACGACUUUCCAAUUUGUAUUUUGGUCCAUUUUGAUGGAUACGAAGGUCCAACUUUUAAUGGCUCUCUUCCGAUAUUACCACUCACUGUUGGAUACCGAAAAAACAACGUGUCCUGUACAAGAAGACAGUUUCCCUUGCAAGUUGCCUAUGGUAUUACUGUCCAUAAGGCUCAGGGAAUGACAGUUGACAAAGCAGUAGUUGACAUUGGUACCACAGAGUUUGCCCUGGGUCUUACGUAUGUUGCAAUGUCACGGGUUCGGUCCAUAGAAGGACUUAUAAUUGAACCAGGCUUUUCUCAAGACCGCCUUCUCAAGUGUAUCAACAAUAAUGCGGGUUGGGAAACUAAACGUAGAGAACUGGCACGUCUGCGUUCACUUAUACAGCAAUGA
Molecule: messenger RNA, 3549 nt
Organism: Macrosteles quadrilineatus (aster leafhopper)
Lineage: Eukaryota; Metazoa; Arthropoda; Insecta; Hemiptera; Cicadellidae
Exons: 1
Coding region: 1-3549 (1182 amino acids)
Biological process (GO): DNA repair; telomere maintenance
Molecular function (GO): DNA helicase activity
Source: RefSeq, a predicted model, not a curated record